CAGAAGCGCAGCACGAACACAGGAAAGCGUCGUUAAAGCAAAGAAUGCGUUUAGGAAAACGUGACUGGAGCGCUUUCACGUGCUCUCGCAGACGCUCAACACUCAGGUGAGCCGGAGCGUCUGCGCUCUGCAGGUCACGUGACGCCUCCUCGUGCGCAGUCCCUCGUCGUCUGUCGCCUCAUAAAAAGCCGGAGCGGCCGCGGCGCAGGCAGUCGCUCUGCCUCCUCCCACCAGCAUCCGUCCGACACCAUGUGGAGCCGGGCCGGCGCUCUGCUGCCGCUGCUGCUCGCCUGCUGCCUCUGGGCCGCCGAGGCUCAGAGCGAGCGCAGACAGUCCAUCUGGGAGGAACCCAUCGGCUUCAGCACCAAGUCUAGGGACGCCUGCACCAUGAGCGUGACGGGCCACAGCCAGUACACCAGGCUGAGGGUGGCGUGCGAGGGCGGCAGGAAGCCGUACUGGUGUGAGUUCGUGGGGAAGCCUCAGACCUGCCGGCCCUACAACAAGAACCCCCGGCACUACUUCGUCCAGCUGAUGUGGGGCUUCAGGAAGCGGUCCAACGCCUGCCAGGGCCAGAGGCGGCUCAAGCCUUUCAUGUGCAGGAACGCGGGGGACGAGUCCCAAAUGGUGUUCGCCUCCGCCUCCUUCUACCCGUCGAGGCCGGGAGCGCGGCCCACGAGGCCUCAGCCCCGUCCGGCUCCCACCAGGCGGGCGUCGGCCCGGCAGGGCCCCCUGAAGACCGCCCAGCUGCCGCCGGCGAGGACCACGCCGGGCCCCACCCCCCCGCCGGCGACGCCCCCCGCGGAGCCCGCGGCCAAGAGGAUGGCGCAGCAGUACUGCUGGAGGUCGCUGCAGGGAGUGUGCGCCUACGUGAUCGGCGUGUUCCGCCGGGAAUGAGUCGGAUCUCAUUCUGAUGUGGACAACUUCAAAUGUCUGAUCAAAGAAGCCCUCGGAGGAAAGAGCAUCGUUUUCUAUCGCACUCUUGGCAAGACUGAAAUGUUUCCUUAAAUAUUAUAUUAUAUUAUAUAUAAUAUAUUCACAAAACAAAGAUGGAAAACCUCCUGAUUACUCACUAAACAUGUAUGAAGUGCAGUUUUCACUGGUGAGAAGCUUCUGCAGCCGCAACAGGAAGCUGUCACAUAUUUGUAUUUAUAAUAUCAUUGUAUUUGUUUAUGAUUUACCAUCAGCACUUCUGGUGGUGAACCAUUAUAUUCUUGAAAAAGACUAAUGUCCAAAGUUUAGUCUAAAAGCGAUUACGUGACCAGAAUCAUAAAAUUAAUGUGAAGAUGUUUUGUAUGUAAAUCAAUAAACAGUACUCUUGGUU
Molecule: messenger RNA, 1321 nt
Organism: Betta splendens (Siamese fighting fish)
Lineage: Eukaryota; Metazoa; Chordata; Actinopteri; Anabantiformes; Osphronemidae
Gene: fgfbp2a
Product: fibroblast growth factor binding protein 2a
Exons: 2
Coding region: 250-894 (214 amino acids)
Biological process (GO): cell-cell signaling
Molecular function (GO): growth factor binding
Source: RefSeq, a predicted model, not a curated record